Sycon ciliatum is the source of this 8932-nucleotide messenger RNA. RefSeq lists its product as uncharacterized. Gene Ontology annotation, molecular function: ubiquitin-protein transferase activity. The transcript has 19 exons. Bases 16 to 7032 code for a protein of 2338 amino acids. Lineage: Eukaryota; Metazoa; Porifera; Calcarea; Leucosolenida; Sycettidae. The record is from RefSeq and is a predicted model, not a curated record. Gene Ontology annotation, biological process: glucose homeostasis.
CGAUUCGCUCUCCUCAUGAUUGUUUUGUUUCUUGAUGUUUGUAAUGUAACACCAACAGCAGCAGCAGCAGCUGAAGCUGCAGACAAUGGUGGUGUAGAUGAAGCGGCUGGAAAAGCUGCCCGGCCAGUCACCGGCACAGCCUACUUCACUCGCAAUGGAGAGAGGUUCGGGAAGGAAGUUCCCGGCGUGCUCGGUGGUGGACAAUACCCGUUCCUUAGCUUGCACGGAGACCACAUACUGGCACACGUAAACUUUGGCCAGGAGCCGUUCGCGUACGCGGAGGGGCACGCGGCACAGGAGGCCGCGCACACCAUUUCCUCUUACGCGUCCGCCAUGGAUGACAUCAUGACGUUGAUGCGAGAGCUGCCGUUCUUCGGCGUCUGCUUGCCUCGUCCGUUCAACACCUGCAACCUUGACAACGAUGCGGGCGACGGCGAUGAUGAUGAUGAUUUGGAGAGUGAGGACGUCAGUCUGCACCAAUCGCGGAGGAGCUCUGCUUCCUCGUUCUACACGCCGCUCAGUCGCAAGUCUCCCGCCGACGCCGCUACAACACCACCCGUGCUGGCUGCGGCGUCCGCUUCCAGCUCAGUGGAUGGUGGAGCGGCGAGCUCGGCCACUGCUGAUGUUUCCAUGACGACAACGGUGGGCACGGAUUUCCUGCUGCCGCCCGCGUGGGGAGCCGACAAUGCCGCCGCUUCGGCGUACUCUGACGCUGUUGAUGCCAUGGCGACCGCGGAGGAGAAACCCGACGUCCCUGCGAGCAUCGACGGUGCCGAUUCCGCGGCUGCUGACGGUGGUAGCGUGACAGCGGCGGACGACCGCGUGCGCUAUCGUCCGCUAUCGCCCGGCGACCCCUGUCUCCAGGGUGUGGGCCCUAACAUGCUGCACACCGGUCACAGCAUGUCAGCCAGUGCUCUGCUCGGUCACGCGCACCUCGCCAAGGACGAUCACCAGGAGAGGAAGGAGCGCGAGGCGGCGAGCUCUGACCAAGCCGAACGAGACCAUCGCAAUGGUGGUAGUCCCGAUGUCGAAGCAGCUCAGUCAACUGAUCCUAACACACUGCUACUUACAGCCUGGGAAAAGAAAGUCUUUCCCAUCAUCCGCUCCAGAUUCCGCAACAACGAUGAACGCACACAAGGCCUCGGCCAAAUCCGCGGUGCUCUCAGCAUGGGUCUAUUUGACAUUGCACAAUCCACCGUGGAGUUUCUGUACGAGGAAGGAGGUGGAAUGCCACCGAAUCUCCAAUUCCCCACACUAGAGUCGGUCAAAGCCGAGUUGAACAAGUUUGACAUAAACCGCGUGCGCAAGGGAAGCUCCGUGCUGAUUGGCCCGGAGGAUUAUGACGACGGCAUGGCCGAUGGCGGUGAUGAUGGGGCGAGUGGUGGGAACAACAGUGCUGGCCCGGCUCCUGGUACGGCGGAGCAUGCCGCUCUGUGGGCUAAUGUGGCGCCAACUACAGUAGCCAACCCUGCUGCUGUUGCUGCCGGCAACGCCCCCGCUAGCGCCGACACGAUGGCUGGUGCAAAGCGUGGCGGCAGGCUGCCAGGGUUUGCCGUUCCCGCCAUGGUCAACACCAUCGGGCUGAUCGGCAUCGUCACCAAUAUCGAUAAGGCCAAUCAACUGAUCGAACUUGAGGUGUACAUUCGCGAGGAGGGUGUCAUCGCUAGCUUCUGGUACCCGGCAUCGUUCCUGCGCCGUGCUCCUACCGAACAGUCAGGAGACAGUGCCAUGACUAGUCCAGGGGACAUGACCAUUAACGUGCACAGGGAGUUGGUGAAAUGCGAGCACUCGCUCAGCGCUCUCUACUGCCGUUGGAUUAUGCUGGUGCUUACCGCGCAGCGUAUCCGCCGCGAGUGCAAACUGUCCCUGCUGCCACAGGAGGCCUUCGAGCCCUUCCUAGCCGGCAUGCCGCACUUGCCGGGCUGCAUCAUCUCGCAGGCUCUCAUGACGACGCUGGACACUGCGGCCCAGCCCGGUGCGACGGACACUGCCAAGCGCCUGCUGACCGAGUUUGUCUGGCUGGUCGGCAAGAGCACCACGGAGCACGCGUCCGCCGACUGCGUGCGUCCGCUGAUCAACAUCACUGAGGUCGGUUCGGGCUCCUGGCCUCUGCGCGGUCUCGAAACCCUCCUGCCCGAUCGGCUGGCUCCGGACUGUGAGGCACUCAAACAGUGUAUAUGGACCACCUUUGCAGACCCGCAGUUUGCCGUUAGUCUGCAGGAGCAGCUACUGCAGCAGGCGCUGCAGUCCAUGGACCUCACCGGGACCACCACGGUCCUCAAGAAGAAUCCGGCAGCGGAGGGGAGCCUGCCGAGCCAGCUAGACUGGACGGGGCCCAAGGGCACCGUCGCGCUCGUCGUCUCUUGUCAUGAGAAAGAGAGUGUCGACGUCGGAGUAAAGCCACCCGGCGAUAAGAAGAAGGACAAGCGACCACUGUUUGCGCGCGUCUUCGCCGAAGACUCUCGCCUGGGCCUGCGCACGGACGGUCGGCCGCAGUUUCGCGAGGUCGUGCGCUAUCCCAACGUGAUGGACACGCCAUCGUCGUCCGCGGGAUCCGAUCACGGCGGUGAAGGUGGUGGUGGUAGUCACGUCAGAGGCGCACGCAACAGUAGCAGUCGCUUAGGUCGCGGUGGUGGUCGCGGUGGUGGUCGUGGUGGUCGCCGUAGUGAUUUUGGCGGUGGCGGCGCAGGUUCCGCCCCGUUCUGCGGCGAGCCGUAUCCCACCGUACUCGUACCCGGUCGAGGCGUGCACGUGCGCUACGAGGCAAUGGCCGCCGAGAGCGACCUGGAGCUGUGCAUCGAGCCAGUGCCGCUGCCGCUCGUGCUGGUGCUGGCGUUCAACGACUGUAUGAUACAGUACCAACAGGAUCUGUGUGACGCUGGCGAGGUGCCCGACCCCGACACGGCCGCCGGUCUCACUCGCAUGUUCAUGCGCGGCAUGGAGGGCCUGGUGCGGCUGCUCCUGCGCACCACCUACCCGCCGUCGGUGCGCGAAUGCCUGCUGACGCAGCUCAGCUUCCUUCUCAUCGUAGCCGCCAUGGAGCCAGGCCAGCAGAGCCGCAGCCACCACGGCCUGCAGGACGGAGACAACCCGGUGAAGAUCCUUGCCCUGCUGGACCCGCUGCUCGUGCACGUCCUUCCUGAGCUCGAGGUGUUUGACCGCUUCUUCAGCCUGCACCGUCUGAAGGACUGGUACAGGCCCGCGGAGCUCGGCCAGGUGGAGUGGCGCCUCCCUGCGUACGCCCGCGUCCUCAUCGAGCUGGUCAGCACGUUCCUGAUCGUGCUGGAGGCGUUUGCCCUGCCCAGCACGGCCGUGGAGCGCGCCAUGCCCAAGUCCAAGCAGCUCAUCUUCCCCCCGCAGCCGCUGCCUGGCCAGGGUGAGUCUGAGCCGGGUGCUGGGAAAGUUGUCAGCUCGGUGGAUGUGUCAGCGGACAUGACCCCGUGCUCGGCAUUCCCAUGGUUAGUCAGUAUGUCCAACGUAUUAAGCACGCUGGAGCUGCCACCACCCUCCUCCUCCUGUACUGCUGAGCCAUCGCCGUCAAGGAGAGUCACCACCGGGCAAGCGACGUCCACUGGCACGACGCCAACGACAACGACGACAUCACCGCGCGAGCGAAUCGCAUCGCCACGGUCACCCGGUGUGCGAGCGACGUCGUCACCGUCCGGCUCGCCACGACACAGCAACCUGCAGUCGGGUUGCCGGGGACAACGGUCGCUACCCGCAUCGCCACGGUCGCCGUCGUCUCGCCAGUCUCCCAAGCGUCACCAGGACGACGAGUCAGAGUGCGGCAUGCAACGUGAGGACAUGGCACCGCGGUACCUGCUGGUUGCCGGCAUACCGCCGUCAUUCUCCGUGGGUCAUGUGACCUCCAUCCUGCGCAACGCCGCCAGGCUCUACGGUGGAGUGCGGUCGCUGUGCGUGCCCAGCGAGGCCGACGCAGCACGCUUUGCCGCACCACCGCCGUCUCAAUCGCAGGGACCCUUCGGCAGCAAGAAGAGAACGACGACAGGGGGUGUGUCGACCCCGGUGGAUGCCGCUCCGGAGCUGGCCCCCUCGUGCGGGUUCGUCAUCGUCGAGCUGCGAAUCCUGGCGAUGCGCGACGCCCUUCUCCAGUCCGUUCAGAGCGCUCUGCGCGCUGCCAUUUGCACGUCGGCUGCUGCUGCCGCUGCCGGUGGUGGAGACAAAUCUGAGAAGGCGAUAAUGGCGUCGUUCCUGACCAGCAAUCUGACGCUCGAGAAGUCAUCACCGGCCUUGGAGCAGGCACUCAAGUAUCAUCUCCUGUCCUCGCUGCUCGAUGACCGCAGUAAGCUGUCCGACCAGGCCAGCGCAAUCUUCGUCAGCAUGUUCCGCACGGUGGCAACGGAUGAAGCAAGACUCUCGUCGUCCUCCACCUCAAUAUCUACCAGCAGCAGCAUCGGUAAGGCACCAUCCACCAUUAGUCCGCUAACUUCCAUCACGCCACUCGCACCGCCGACCGGUCAAGCUCUCACCGUGUCGCGCAAGUACCUCGGCGUCUCGCCCGGCAGCGACAUGGCGCGGUACGUGCUCCGCUGUCGAGACAACGGUAACCUCGACGACGCGCUGCAGAGCCUGUACCGAGAGCACGGUGUGUCCCCUGACGCUGCCACUACUGGCGGUGGAGGUGGUGGUGGCAGCGUAGGCGGGCGACUAUCGGCCAAUCGCAAGAAGAAGGCCUUGCAGAAGACGGUUCUGACGGAGCGUGCCUUCCUCAACUUUGUGAUCGCAACGGCACUGAAGCAGAACCCAGUGCUGGUGUGGCGGGGAAUGCUGACGAUUGGGUACAACUUCAAACUGGAAUGUCUGUACCGGGCCACGACACCGAGGAUGGAGUUGGACCCGAGUAUGGAGCAGGAGAGUGCCAUUGUUCGCUUUGCCAACAACCUUGCUCUGGACUGUGGGGUACCAGCCAAACAGUUGCACUGUCAAGACUUCUACCUCUCACAAGCUGAGCAGUCUAGCGAUGAUUACGCUGCCAUCACUGACAUGAGCCGCCGGGAGCUGAUGCUGCAGGCGUACGCCCUGCUCCGCUUCAACGAGUCGUUUGCGCCGUUCUUCUCCGUCAUUGACAUGCGCAACGACGAGAGGAACAGCUUCUCCCUGGGUGCCACGGUGUGCGCCGGCCGACAUCAGCUUUUCUACUCAACCAAGACGGAGUUCCUGAACGAGGUCCUCAACGUCUCCGUGAUCAUGGACCGACAGCAGCUAGAGGAUAGCAUACAGCCGGAGAUACUCAUUGAUCCGCUGGACAAAGUCGGAGGUCGCCAGCCCACGCCCCAGUUUGUGCAGGCCGCACAGCAGCUGGCCAGCGUCCCCUCCAGCCACUACCAGGUACCCAUAGCACGCGGUGGAGAUCCCAAGUACUGCUUCCGCGUUCGAUUCACCGGCGAUGACGUUCUGGGCACAUCCGGAUCGUUCCGUCACUUUCUGUGGACGGUCGCCGAUGAACUCCGCUCAUCGGACGUGCCUCUGUUCGUCGAGUGCCGGAGUGCAGCUUCUGGAAAGAACAAGGGUAAGUACACGCUCCGGCCUGAAGCGUUUGGCUACACAGGGGAACGCCUUCUUCAGUUCUUUGGACAGCUUGUCGGUGUGGUGAUGCGUGCCGACCUACCCCUACCGCUGGACCUGCUGCCAUCCUUCUGGAAGUCGUUCCUGGGAAUACCUCUGGACAGUUCGGACCUGAAGGAAAGCGACAUUGUCACGCACCAAUUCUUGACGAACAUCCGCGAGGCCAAGGACGAGAAGGCAUUCCGCAUAGUGCUAAACCCCGAUGCCGCCGAUGACGAUUUCUCCUUGGCGACGGCGGCGCACGGCGCGGCGGACUUUGACUACCCGCCGACCGCGGGCGCAGCGGCGGAGUUUGACACUGGCUGCGAUGGCGGUGGUGCCGGUGGCAAUGGUGCCAGUGCUGCGGCGGCAAUGUGGAACGACAACGGGAACACUGCUCUUGUGUCCAGCUCAGCAAUGUCCGCAGCAGCUUCGGCAAUACCCGCAGCGGCAUCAGCAGCCGCCGCAGCAGCAGUAGCAGCAGCAGUAACUACGGAGGGAGCAUCAGCAGCAGCAGCAGCGUGUACUGGUUACUGUGCAGCAGCAGCAGCCAGUACUGAGUUAUCGUCCACUGGCAGCGUUGCCGCCGCUGCUGCCUGUGCGGACCCUCCUGCAGCAAUCACCGUAGCAACGCUCCCUUCUAAUGCCGCCGCAGACGCUGAGGUUUGCGUUGCAGCAAGCCAGAAUGACGCGUCACUGACACCAAAACCCGGUCCUGGACAUCCUACUACGCAUGUUGGCAAUGACGCCGGUGAUCUAGGUGAAGACUGCGGAGGUUUGGACGGCGUUGAUGGUGAGGCAGACACUGAAGUCCAUUACAACGCUCUGGGUCUGCCUUUCAUGUUCACGUACACAUCAAUGUCAGGGCACAAGUUUGAUUUGUGCCCAGACGGAUCCCAACUACCACUCAAGUUUUCCAAUCGUCUGGAGUACGUCCGGCUAGUGGAGUCGGCCCGCCUAUCUGAGCUAGAGGCCGAGACUCACAUGGCACACAUUCUGGCUGGCUUUGCGUCCGUCGUGCCCGUAGAAGUGCUGUCCGUCAUGACACCAGACGACCUGCAGCUGAGGAUCUGCGGACGCGUUGCCAUCAGCCUCGAGUUCCUCAAGAACCAUACGGUCUACCAGACAGGAAUCGACGAGACCAACCCACACAUCACGCUCUUCUGGCAGGCCCUGGAGUCGUUCUCUCAGGACGAGCUGUCUCGCUUCAUCAAGUUUGCUUGCAACCAGGAACGAUUGCCUGUGACCUGCCCUUGUCAGUCUAACCCGGACAAUUCUCAUGUUCCACCGUACCCCAUGAAGAUUGGACCAGCGGAUGCUACUAGUAACGUGGAGCCAGACAAGCGAUUCAUCCGCGCCGAGACCUGUAUGUUCCUCGUCAAGCUUCCGCUCUACUCCUCCUUGGAGGUGAUGCGAGAGAAAAUCCUCCACGCCAUUCAUUGCCGUGACGAUCCUCUGUCUAUGUGAGAGCUAGUACUGAGCCCAGGUCAGAUGAUGUGUGCCUCACAUUGCUGCCAUGCUCCUGCCAUGUGCCACUCUCUGGUGUUUAGGGGAGUAUUGACCCCAGGUCGGGGUCGUUGUGCCUCACAUCACCAUCUUGUUCAAGCUCCUGGCCACUCUCCGGCGUUGACGGGUAUUGACCCCCCAGUCGGGGAUGUUGUGCCUCAUAUCGCUACCAUGCUCCAGCUCUUUGCCCUUGUCCGCGGUUUCAAUCAGGACGCAAUCAUAUGCAUGCUUUACACUGUACACUCCCUGUUGAGCGAACCACAGAACUUCAAAUCGGAGAGGAAGCCGGAAUGGAUACUGACAACGCCUAUGUACAAACAAAUAUUAUGAUGUCCGCUGUCUACUUCCCAACAAACCUAUCGUACAUGUUUUAUGCCGACAAAGAUCUUGAUCAACAUAAUUAUUGUGCUAGAAACAAUACGCAAUACGCAUGUAGCAUGUACAUGCUCCAUUAUUAGUGGUCAUCUAGCCGCUGCGAGAGCUGCCAGGCCACCGGCUCCUUCAUGAUGAUACUGGUGCCGACUCACAACAACCACGAAGUCGCUGUGGUGUGGUGCGGCAAAUCGGGCAUUCUGCUCGCAUGCCCCCCCCCCCCCCAGCGGAGCAGAACUAUUCGGUGUCACCGCCUGCAUGUGUGUGUAUGGCCGGUCACCUGGCACGGAAGCCAUGAAGGCCGUCAAGGCGCCGUUGACUGGCGCAGAGCCCACGCCGUUCACUACGGCAACUGCCAAUGCCGUUCUGACGGAAAACCUGACUCGACACAGCUCCCAGACGCACAAUGCAUGUGUGCCCAAAGCAACGGCAUGAGGCAACAGCGGUGUCACAAGCACGUUCAUUGCUAACAACCGGCGGUCCUCUUUCGCCAAGCCCGUACUGCGGCAUUCGAACUCUGCAGUAGUCUAUCUUACUCUGUCUCUCUAGCUCUCCGAUAGCUCACUCCUACUCCCUAUCCCAUCCCUGCAUAUUUACAUACAUCUAUUCUCUUCGCAAUAAUAGUUAUUAUAAUUAUUACUUUGCCUGAUGAGAUUUUCUAUCGCCUUUUUUCCCCAGAGAAUCGAUCGACUAAUCUAUUUUUUAAGCGUCCCUGGUAUUGCCUCUGCCGUCUCGGCGGACGCUGACGUGACCCAACUGAACCAUGCACGUGCUAAAUACUUUCUGUCGCACGUUUUUUUUAUUUUACUUUGUGUUGGCGACGACCGCUGGACGCGAACAGCUGCGACCUACUGCAUGCCGAUGGCGUACUGCUGUUGUGUGAUGUCAUGUGACGUCAUUGUGUUAUGAGUAAUUUAUGACGUCAUAACUAUUGUGUCAUGUUAUAAUAUAUGUCCAUGUACUUGCGUGAUGUCAUGUGUGAUCCUUUUUUUACCCCUACUGUAUUGUAUUUUCUCUUUUCUGCAAGACAUGCUGUACAUUUUUAGACACUAUACAUAGCAGAUCAUGUAACCGCUAGACGAUUUCGGACUGUCCUUACUCUUGCGGCGCGCGCACCUCUCUAGGCUAGACUGCUCACUAGUGGUUGCCAUGGCUACUUGGGUUUGCUGAGAUCAGGGAGUAGUAGAAUACCGGUAUAUUACUACUCCCUGGUUGAGACCCAUAACCUCCGGUGGCGGUGGGUCAGUUGUGGGUGCUCCAUGGCUGCUCGUUGUGUAUCUGAACUUGUGUUGCACAUAUGUUCAUCCUUCGCCAUUUCAAGUAUCUAUUUUUCUUAUUCCUUCCUCUAUUUUCAUGUACAUAUACAUGUACAUUGUAUUGUCGGCACGAAGGAGUGGAACGAAAUCAUCCAUUGCACAUGAUAUCUAUGUUGUUCUUGUUUUUGUUUCUGUACGCUGUAAUCUGUACUCCGACGAUGGUCCGUAGCCAA